This is a messenger RNA of Stylonychia lemnae, 702 nucleotides long. Lineage: Eukaryota; Ciliophora; Spirotrichea; Sporadotrichida; Oxytrichidae. The record is from the annotation of a GenBank genome assembly.
AUGGCAAUAAUAAAAUUCUCGAUUUUUCUAUUACUUGCUUCUUCUACUCUAGCUACAGACUACUCUUCAGAAGAUAUCUAGAGCACCACAGAUCAACUACCCAUCACUUGUUCUUCAACUGUUAGACUUUAAAAUGUGAGAUCAUCAUACUUCUUACACUCAAGUGAAUUAAGCUAUGGUUCAGGUAGUGGGCAAUAAGCCGUGACUGGAUUUGAUGGGGAUCAUGACUAUGGUUCUCUAUGGAUAAUUAAGGAAGCAGAUCAAGAUUAUAACACUGAGAAAUGCAGGACUGGUGUGAGGGUCAGAUGCGGUGAUAGAAUUAGGCUUGAGCACAUGAAUACGGGCAAGAAUGUUCAUUCUCAUUCUAACUUUGAUUCCCCUGUUAGUGGAAGAUAAGAAGUCAGUGCAUUUGGAAACGGAGGAGAUGGAGACGGUGGUGAUAAUUGGGAGAUUGAGUGUGAGAGUAAUGAUGUAGAUGGCGUAGUUUAUGGAAAGACUAACUUUUACCUCAAGCAUAGAGACACAGGCUUGUAUCUUUACACUGAUGGUGGUUCUAAAUAUACUGAACACAACUGCAGAAGAUGCCCAAUCGUAGGUCAUUCAGAAAUUAGUGGAGCCAGAGGAAAGCUAAAGAAUGGAAUAUGGAAAGUGCACAGUGGAUUCUUCUACCCAGACAUUGAGCAAAAAGAGUACUUUGAAUGA